AUGAAUGACGGUACACUCGUCAUUCGUGGAGAGAAGGUUCCGUCGCGAAAUCUAAGCGGUGUUGGUUUUGUUGUGCACCCAUUUGUCGUCCAUCUCGUCGAUUCUCACAAGAUCCUAUCACCUCGUCUGGCCAUUCUUCGCCUCCGCCCUCUGCGCCAAAAAUCCGUCAGUGUCAUCAACUGCUACUCGCCAACAUCAGCAGCUGAUGAAUCCGAAUUGGACGCGUUUUACGAGGAGCGGGAGGAAGUGAUCCGCAACGAGAAGUCUUUCUACAAAUUCAUAUCGGAGACUUCAACGCAAAACUAG
This is a messenger RNA of Necator americanus (New World hookworm), 306 nucleotides long. RefSeq lists its product as uncharacterized. Bases 1 to 306 code for a protein of 101 amino acids. NCBI's taxonomy places the organism in Eukaryota, Metazoa, Nematoda, Chromadorea, Rhabditida, Ancylostomatidae. The record is from RefSeq and is a predicted model, not a curated record. The transcript has a single exon.